AUGAAUUUGGCCCAGUGCCGUAAAUUACAUAGAAGGUCACAAGAACCAUGGCGACAAUCCCUCAUCGCAAUACAAAUUUACAGCUUCUUUCCCCACAUCUCUCACUCUCUCUUUUUAUCUCUCCCUCUUUAUCUCCCCAUUCACUCUCACACUCUCUACUUCUUCUCUCCUUCUCUCACUCUGUACCCUUUCUCCCUCUUCAUGUCCAUCUCUCUGUCUCUCUCUGUACCUCUUUCUCUCUCUCUCUCUCUCUCUCUCUCUCUCUCUCUUGCGUGCGUGCGCCUCCGCCCUUUCGAAGUCUUGAUAUUUACUAAACUUAGCUUAAUCUAUCUCGUGGAUAUAGUUUUACUCAGCGGCUUUCCAGUUUCAUAUGAACAGGAUAAAAAAUGCCGACCAACGUGUAAUAAAGAUGAUCGAAAUUUCUUUCUUUCUUUCUUUCUUUCUUUCUUUCUUUCUAUCUCUGCUUACCACACCCUUAUCUUACAUACCACACGCUUCUCUCUCUUUCUUUCUGUGAUCAUCCUUUUGUAUUUACGAAGUCCUUCUUUCUCUCUCUCUCUCUCUCUCACCCUCCCUCUCUUUCUCCCCUUAUCUAUUGUUUAUUUUAUUUUUGUUUUUCACUUUGUUUUCUACCUCUCUCUCUCUCUCUCUCUCUCUCUGUCAUUUAUAAUCUCUCCAUUUUCUCCCAUGUACUCGUCCACUCUCUCUCUCUCUCUACUUCUUUCUUUCUUCCUCUCUAUUUCCUCUGUCCCCUCUUUCUUCAUCUCAUUUCUCUGUAUUGCUUACUUUUCCUCUUGUCUCCUCCUCCUCUUUCUUUAUAUUUCAUUCUUUUCUCUGACUCCCGCCCUCGUUCACCUUGCCUCAGUCUCAUUCAUCUCUCUCAUAUUUUUCUUACAUUCUCUCGCACUUCCUUUCUUCUAUUGUCCUUCUCUUUUUCUCAAAUCUUUUAUUCUCUAUUUCUCUCCUUCCUCUAUUCACCUAUCGUUCCUUUCACCCACAAUCUCCCUCUCUUCGUCUUUCUUCACAUUCUCCUUGCAUUUUCACCCCCUCCUCUUGUCUAUUUCUUUGCUCCUUAUUUAUCUGCUUCUGUUCUUAUUUUCCAAUAUUUUUCUUCUUUUCCACCACCCAUCUCUCUUUUCUUAUUUAUUAUCUACUUUCUUCUCUAAAUUUAAUUUAUUCCCCUUCCCUAACACUUCUUGUCUCAUUUUCCUAUCUUUCACUUUCCCCGUAUUCAUUUUACUUUAA
Messenger RNA from Acanthosepion pharaonis, 1245 nucleotides. Lineage: Eukaryota; Metazoa; Mollusca; Cephalopoda; Sepiida; Sepiidae. The record is from the annotation of a GenBank genome assembly.